AUGGCUUUAGCAAAUGACCUGGUAACUUCAGAGAAGCAUUGGCCAGACAAGGCGGAGUGCUUAGGACAGCCCUUGGCUGUCCAGGCCUACCUGCAGGAGAGUGGAGGCAACAUCUUUGUGGUCAGCCUCUCUGCAGCAGAUAUGCUGGUAGCCAUCUAUCUCUACCCUCUGAUGCUGCAUGCCAUGUCCGUUGGGGGAUGGGAUCUGAGCUACUUCCAGUGUCAGAUGGUCGGGUUCAUCACAGGGCUCAGCGUGGUUGGCUCCAUCUUUAAUAUCGUGGCAAUCGCCAUUAACCAUUACUGCAUCUGCCACAGACUCCAGCACGAGUGGAUCUUCAGUGUGCGCAAUACCUGCAUCUACUUGGUUGUCACCUGGAUCAUGAUCAUCCUGGCUAUCCUGCCCAACGUGUACAUUGGCACCAUCAAGUAUGAUCCUCACACCUACACCUGCAUCUUCAACUAUCUAAACAACCAUGUCUUUGCUAUGACCAUCAUCUGCAUCCAUUUCAUCCUCCCUUUCCUCAUAGUGGGUUUCUGCUACAUGAGGAUCUGGAUCAAAGUGCUGGCCGCCGGUGACCUGGCUGGGCAGAAUCCUGACAACCAGUUGGCUGAGAUUCACAAUUUUCUAACCAUGUUUGUGAUCUUCCUCCUCUUUGCAGUGUGCUGGUGCCCUAUCAAUGUGCUCACUGUCUUGGUGGCUGUCAGUCCUAAGGAGAUGGCGGGCAAGAUCCCCAACUGGCUUUAUCUUGCAGCCUACUUCAUAGCCUACUUCAACAGCUGCUUCAACACUGUGAUCUACGGGCUCCUCAAUGAGAAUUUCCGACGCGAAUACUGGACCAUCUUCUAUGCUGUGCGGCACCCUAUCCUGUUCUUCUCUGGUGUCAUCACUGAUUUUCGUGACACGCAUGAGGCCUGCGCCCAUGACCAAGCCCGUGACCAAGCCCUCGCCUGCGUCUGUCCUGCUGUGGAGGAAAUCCCAAUGAGUGUCUGGAAUGUUCCACUACCUGGCGAUGCUGCAGCUGGCCACCCUGAACGUGCCUCUGGCCACUCCAAGUCUCAUUCCAGGUAUGCCUACCGAAAAUCUGCCUCUAGCCACCACAAGUCUGUCUUUAGCCACUCCAAGCCUACCUCUGGUCACCCCAAGUCUGCCACUGUCUACCCUCAGCCUGUGUCUGUCCACUUCAAGGCUGACUCUAUCCAUUUGAAGCCUGCCUCUGUCCAUUUCAAAGAUGAUAUCCAUUUCAAGCCUGCUUCCAGCCACCCCAAGCCAGUCACUGAUCACCAUAUCUCUGCUAGCAGCCACUCCAAGUUUGCCUUCAGCUCUGCCACUAGCCACCCUAAAUCCGCCAUUAGCCACAUCAAACCUACUACCAGCCACCCUGAGCCCAGCACUGCUGACUAUCCUGAGCCUUCCAUCCCUGGUCACCUCGAGCCUGCCACCCCCAGCCACCCUGAGCCCACUACUGCUGGCCUCCCUGAGCUCUCCACCUCCCAGUUCCCUGACAUUGCUGCCACCAGUUACCCUGAGUCUGACAUCACUGACCUCUCUGAGCCUGCUGCCAGCCAGCUAGAGCUUGCCAUGUCUGCUGACCUUUGUGACCCUAUUGUAAUCACCACUGCUGCCAGUGAUUACCGACAGGUUGUGGUUAUCGAUGUCGAAGAUGAUUCAGAUGAAAUGGCUAUGUGA
Messenger RNA from Microcebus murinus (gray mouse lemur), 1686 nucleotides. Lineage: Eukaryota; Metazoa; Chordata; Mammalia; Primates; Cheirogaleidae. The record is from RefSeq and is a predicted model, not a curated record.